Molecule: messenger RNA, 1376 nt
Organism: Vigna angularis (adzuki bean)
Lineage: Eukaryota; Viridiplantae; Streptophyta; Magnoliopsida; Fabales; Fabaceae
Product: protein GID8 homolog
Exons: 6
Coding region: 413-1141 (242 amino acids)
Biological process (GO): proteasome-mediated ubiquitin-dependent protein catabolic process
Cellular component (GO): cytoplasm; nucleus
Molecular function (GO): protein binding
Source: RefSeq, a predicted model, not a curated record
GAAAGACAAGUCUAGAACCCUGCAUUACGAUUCAGCUUCAAAGAAAGGGAUCGCCGGCGGCACCUUCCGAAUGCGGAGAUACACCUUCCUCAACCACUUUCUCGGGGAAUAAAGUCCGAGCACAAUUCAUUGGAAAAUUAAUUUUUCGGUGAAUUCACUUCCUGCUCUUAAUUUUUCCACCCCUCGCUUGUGGAUAUUGUUUACCCUUCCGUCUAUAGGGUUUUGAUGACUUAGUUUUGUUUUUAAAGUCAUUGAUUGGUAGGGUGUGGAAACUAGAAAUGUGACUGUUUUCGAUAUUUGAAUUGUUGGUGCUGAUCUACGACCUGCAGUUUCGGUGCCUUUGUUCGGAUUUUCAGGUGACGGAGCUCGCGUGUCGUUUGGGGUUAAAAAUGGGGUUUAACUUGGUGCACUGAUGUCAUUGUUCUGGCUUGUGAUUCGUCAACUAGCAGAAAUCGAGGCAAUGGCUGCGAAUAAGAAAGUCAUAACAAGAGAAGAAUGGGAGAAAAAGCUUAAUGAUGUGAAGAUUAGAAAGGAAGACAUGAAUAAAUUGGUAAUGAAUUUCCUCGUUACAGAAGGCUACGUUGAAGCUGCUGAGAAAUUUCGAAUGGAGUCUGGAACUGAACCAGAUAUAGAUCUUGCAACAAUAACGGAUCGCAUGGCUGUUAAGAAGGCAGUACAAAGUGGUAACGUCGAGGAUGCAAUUGAGAAAGUGAAUGAUUUAAAUCCAGAGAUACUGGACACAAAUCCCCAAUUAUUUUUCCAUCUUCAACAGCAGCGAUUGAUAGAACUGAUUCGGAAUGGAAAAGUAGAAGAGGCACUAGAGUUUGCUCAAGAGGAGCUUGCACCAAGGGGAGAGGAAAAUCAAAGCUUUUUGGAAGAGUUGGAGAGGACUGUUGCACUGUUGGCAUUUGAAGAUGUUUCUAACUGUCCUGUUGGGGACUUGCUUGACAUAUCACAGCGUUUAAAGACAGCAAGUGAGGUCAAUGCAGCCAUACUUACUAGUCAAAGUCACGAAAAAGACCCAAAACUUCCGAGCUUGCUGAAGAUGCUGCAAUGGGCCCAAAACCAACUGGAUGAGAAAGCUGCAUAUCCACGUAUAAAUGAUUUAUCCACCGCCAUAUUAGAAGAUUCUGCUGUUUGAAUACUUGUAACAUUUCAAUUUCAAAUUGGGGAUUUAGGGUCUAGAUGAAGAUAUUGCGGCCAUUGGCAUUAAAAAUUGUGUAUGUACUUUAAUCGAAAGAUAUUUGUUGAAUUCGAUAUCCAUUUCCUCAUAGAUAGUUCUUCCGGUGAUUUUAUACUCUCCUGUACAAAAAGAUUGUCAAUACAGUCAACAAUUCUUUUCUUAAAUGACAGAUUGUUAAGGUUUUGUUGUUGCA